AUGGAUAAGCUCAUUUUCCCAAAUGCUACUUUUGCCGUCACGGAAGUACUCUUUAAUGCGGUAGAUGUGAUUAAAGGAGUAUUUCUGAGGCCAUCUGGCUCCUCUAAGACCUUGAAGGAGACGGUGGUAUGCGGAGAUUUGUUUCAUGCAAAUGUCAAGAUCGAUCUAAUUAAGCCUUUAUCUAUGACUUGUCAUGCCUGCGCUGUGGACGAAUUCGAAUAUGAUUUUACCAGUACGAACCCGUUCAACUGGGACCUUCAACCAUUUUCCGUGGAUGGUAGUGGACCCUCAGGAUCUGCACCUUCCAUCAACUAUAUCGGUGGUGGUAAGGAGUAUACUACCAACUCUGAAAAGGCACAUCACGUGAGCCAUCGUGCGGCCACUGUGGCUGAGAUAUUUGAUGAUAGUGCGGAAGAACCGGAGGAAGAAGAGAAAGACGAUGACAGCAAAGAGAAACAUAAACAGGAACCUUAUUCAUAUGUGUCUUGCUCUUCUGUGUCUUGCUCUUCUGAUGUCCCCUCUCUUCGAGACUACGAGUCUGAUGAGUAUGUUCUUGAUGAAGAGAUGAAGAUGCAUUUAGAGACUAACGAAUGUCCUGCUAUGGUGACCAAGUACAAAUGA
Molecule: messenger RNA, 621 nt
Organism: Brettanomyces nanus
Lineage: Eukaryota; Fungi; Ascomycota; Pichiomycetes; Pichiales; Pichiaceae
Exons: 2
Coding region: 1-621 (206 amino acids)
Source: RefSeq, a predicted model, not a curated record